AUGGCUUUGAAUCCCAUAAGAAAGUUUUCUUUUCAAUUCUUUUCUGUGAAUGUUUUUGUAGGUUUGUUUGCCUAUACUUGUGGUAGUAUAUUAAUAAUAGAAGAUUUAAAUACCAGUGAACAGAGACAUUUACAAGGGCAUACAGAAGAAAUUUCCACUAUAGCAUUACAAAAUGAUUACCAGGUCAUUGCCUCAGCUAGUGGAGGAUAUGAGGGUGUUUCACCCAGUCAGAUUUGUAUCUGGGAUAUUAAAGAUGGUAUUUGUAAGAAGACGUUGUCCCAUCAUGAAUAUGAUAUUGUGUGUAUGACCUAUUCUAGAGAUGACAGGUUUCUUGUUUCUGUUGGUGAUUACCGUGAAUGUAAUGUUGUAUUAUGGAGUACUAAUGACUAUUCAGUACUAGCCACUACAACAACUGACUACCCUAUACACGAUAUUCAAUGGGACCCCUCUACAGUCAAUGAGUUUUCUACAGUUGGUGAGAAUGCUACAGUAUUAUUUUGGUUAUUGGAUGAAACUGUAUCUGAAGUUGCUUUAAAUGUUCAUGUUGCUAAUGUUCCUGAUGAACUUGUUUCUUCAGCAGUAUCAUUUACAGCAUUAGAGUUUGGUAAUGAUAGUACGCUAUAUAUUGGUACUAGUCAUGGUAAAAUAACAGCCUGGGAUACCAGACAGAACUCUUGUUUUAUGUUAUGGGAUGGAGAUGAUGCUGAGAUUGAUUUACUGCUAUGUAAUGGUAAUAAAUUAAUAACUGGUAGUUGUAAUAAUAAUGUUAAACUAUGGUCUCUAGAUAAUAUCAAUGAUAUUAAACAGUCUAAUAGACCACCAGCUUUACAACAUGGUUUAACUCUUGAAGAUGAAAUGACAUUAAAUGGUAUUAUAACUUGUGCUGUAUUUGAUCCUAAUAUGGAGAUGGGAAUAGUUGGAACUAGUGCCGGUACUCUAUGGUAUAUUAACUGGUCUGAGAGAACCAGUCUUAGACUAGUAUCAGGACAUAUGAAUAAGAUAAAUGGUAUGAGUAUAUGUAACAAUGGUUUAUUAGCUACUGGUGGAGAUGAUGGUAGUGUUAGAGUAUUAACUAUUAAAGAUAGGGAACAAGCUUUACAGUUUCAAGUGUUAGAUCAGAAAUGUACCUGUCUAAGUUUUGCCCCACCCUCACAGCAAUCCAAUCAGUCUAUACCUAAUAUAGCAGCUGGGUUUAGUGAUGGUACAGUUAGGAUGUUUGAUGUUAAUAAGGUAGAAAUGGUGUUAAAGAUGCAACCCCAUGGUGUUUCUGUUACAGCUAUAUCUUUCUCAUCAGACGGGCGUAUGAUAAUAUCUGGUAGUCAAGAUGGUAUAUUAUGUGUUAGUAGUAUAACUACAGGUUUAACUGUUAGAUUAAUCAAUGAUCAUAAAGGUUCACCAAUAUCUCAAAUAGAUAUUACUGUUAAAAAG
Lottia gigantea (owl limpet) is the source of this 1428-nucleotide messenger RNA. RefSeq lists its product as hypothetical. The transcript is spliced from 10 exons. Lineage: Eukaryota; Metazoa; Mollusca; Gastropoda; Lottiidae. Gene Ontology annotation, molecular function: protein binding. The record is from RefSeq and is a predicted model, not a curated record. The annotation marks the transcript as partial.